Eublepharis macularius is the source of this 1043-nucleotide messenger RNA. RefSeq names its product nuclear cap-binding protein subunit 2. Lineage: Eukaryota; Metazoa; Chordata; Lepidosauria; Squamata; Eublepharidae. Gene Ontology annotation, cellular component: nuclear cap binding complex. The record is from RefSeq and is a predicted model, not a curated record. Gene Ontology annotation, molecular function: RNA cap binding. The transcript is spliced from 4 exons. Bases 29 to 535 code for a protein of 168 amino acids. Gene Ontology annotation, biological process: mRNA cis splicing, via spliceosome.
GCGGGGACGUUGUGGAUGCUCGCUCAACAUGGCGGGGAUCUUGAGCACGACGUUGAAGGGGCUCAACAGUGACUCAUACUGCGCGAUCGGCGAGUACCGGGACCAACGCUUUAGAGGCAGCUCAGACCUGCAGGAGAAGGCUCUGAAGAACUCUACCACACUGUAUGUGGGCAAUCUGUCUUUCUACACUACAGAGGAGCAAAUCCAUGAGCUCUUUUCCAAGUGUGGAGAUGUCAAGCGUAUCGUCAUGGGUCUUGACAAGGUGAAGAAAACCCCUUGUGGAUUCUGCUUUGUGGAAUACUACACAAGAGCAGAAGCUGAGCAUUCUCUGCGGUUCAUCAACAAAACCCGGCUGGAUGACCGUGUCAUCCGAAUAGACUGGGAUGCUGGGUUCAAGGAAGGACGGCAGUAUGGUCGUGGGAGAUCAGGUGGCCAGGUUCGAGAUGAGUAUCGAACAGACUACGAUGUAGGAAGAGGUGGCUUUGGCAAGAUUGUUCAGAUGCAGAAAACAAAUCAACAGACAGCAAUCUACUAGCAGCUUCUUGGAUUGCAGGCAAGAGUAGGUGAAGUGGAAGACAGGAUUCUCCCAGGACUGUUGGGUGUGUGUGUUGUUAAUAAUGGCAGAACUAUCCCUGGACUCAUAGAGAGAGAGAAGGUGAUGGUUUAACAGCAUUCUUGGCAAUCUGCAGUUUUAAGCUGUCCAUGAGGACUUCCCCUUCUGGCUAACGGGUUACUCCUUCCAGGGUUAUGUGGUCAUUCUGCAAUACAUGAGGCAUACGGCCAAGGAAUCUCAAGCACUGUCAGAAUCUCUGGCCCAGCUGGAUGAGGGCCGGCGACACAGUGGUCUAUGGAAUUUGAAUGGCUGUUUACUCUCCUUGCUUCUCCUGAGUAGUAACAUUAGUGCCCUAGUUUGUCUCUGUCUCAAAUCCUUUUUUUAAAAAUCCUUUUUAAAAAAUACCUAAAUAAACUGUACAUCCUGUAUCUUCUGCUGUAGCCUGUGAUGAUAUGGUGGGUAAAGAGAAUAAAGAAUGCUAGUUCUCUCA